This is a messenger RNA of Amphibalanus amphitrite, 2551 nucleotides long. RefSeq names its product inactive ubiquitin carboxyl-terminal hydrolase MINDY-4B-like. Gene Ontology annotation, biological process: protein K48-linked deubiquitination. Lineage: Eukaryota; Metazoa; Arthropoda; Thecostraca; Balanomorpha; Balanidae. Bases 1 to 1236 code for a protein of 411 amino acids. The transcript is spliced from 10 exons. The record is from RefSeq and is a predicted model, not a curated record. Gene Ontology annotation, molecular function: cysteine-type deubiquitinase activity; K48-linked deubiquitinase activity.
AUGGCCGAAACGUGGCAAAUAUCCACCACUGUGCCCAGCGAUCAUUUCAAGACGUUUCUUAGGAGGGCAAAAGAGAAGGUGAUCUACCCGCGGCGGCUGACGACUCUGAGUGGCUCUCCUCCGUUCACCGGCGGGACACAGCUCAGCAAACAAACGGCAAUGCGGCUGCGGCAGCUGGUGUUCGGAGCGUCACUAGCGCCACCACGGCAGGAGUGGCUGAAGGGCGGCUUCACGUUUCAGCCGCCAGAGGGCAGGGUGGGCUUCGGUCUCCAGACUCCUCAGUCGCUCACUCAGCCUUUGGUGAUGGCAGUCCAAACACGGGUCAUCAAACAUCUGCUGUUCCAGAGGUUUCCCAGCGCUACGGAUAUCGACAGUCUGUUCCGUCUACGCCGCUGUGACCAGCUGCAGGGGCUGGCCAGUGCCCUCAGUGACGUCAUUUGGGGUGCCAGGGCCGGCGGCCCGGCUCACGUCUGUCUCUGUUCGGAGGCUCAGCAGGUCUGGGGCGACACCGACUACCUCUCCGACGGAGUGACUGAGAGGGUGCAACAUUGGACAUUCGGUAGCAAAGAUGAACUUCAAAGUUUUAUUUCAUCUUAUAUCAAGGAGUUUGAGUCUACUGAGGGCCACGCCUACAUUCUGCUGUUGUACAGUCUUGUGCUGACACGAGGAAUCAAUAGGGUCUCCGAUGACCUCGGUGAGACACAGCCGUCACUGCUGACCUCCGGUGGACUGGUGAGCCACAGCCUCACCAGUCUGGUUCUGACCGGCCAGGCAUCUCCUCACCUGCACAACGGCAUCGUAUGGCGGCAGCUCGAGGCAGGAGCCAAGGUGGCCCUGCACGGCGUGCCGGAGCGCAGUGACGUGGGCUUCCUGCUGUGGGAGGAGGCGGCUGCCGACCUGCUGAGGACAGAGGUCGGCUCUCGGCUGAAGACGCCGCUGCUGCCCAUCUGGCUGACCUGCUGCCACGCACAGUACGGCGUCAUCUUCCACCUGAACAGGGAGCUCACCAGGGACUACAGGGCGGAGCAUAGAUUCGACCUGCACUACUACACCGGUGACGAGGCGCACCUGGAGCGUCCCACGCUGAUCGCCGUGGAUACCAAGUCCCGUCCUCUACCCGGCCCCCGGAGAGAGGAGGGGGAGGAGGAGGAACAACUGCCGCCUCUCAACGAGCUCAUACUCUCCAAGUGGCCAGAGGCCUCCAUCGACUGGAGAGGCACCGAGCCAUAUCUGUAGAAUGCGCGUCGGGCUCACACGCCGAGACCGUGUGCCGUGGUGGGUACUGGGUGGACCUCCGGCUGAUACAGCGAAACAGGCCGCCCCUCGCAGCGAGCUUUCUGAUAAUGACUUUGGUGUAAAUGUGAUGUGAAGGACUUGACGGGUCCGAUUUCCGCUGGACGGAUUUGUAGAAUAUUUUCCCGGCAUGGUCCCGGCAUUGAAUAUUGUCCCGGUGUUUGUCACCUACAUUUAGCGAGCGUCGCUAUCAACCGUUUACGGGCACCUAUGGAAGAAGACAAUAGCCGUUUUCACGACGGGCUAUCCGGCGAGUGCACCUGAUUUGACCAAAUCUGCAACUAAUUUCUUUUACAACAAAUAUCUUUAUUUUAUGAAUUUAUUUCAGUGUUUUAAUCGAUGAUACUCUCUGAUAAUAUGACAAAGCAGGCAUAUAAGCAAAUAGUGCAACCCUAGCUGAUAGCUACUAAGAGACACACUGAACCUGAUUUGACCAAAUCUGCACCUGUCUGCACCAGAUGUGCACCAAAUGUGUACCAAAUGGCCGUCGUGAAAACGGCUAAUGUGUCAGUUGUCACCUUUAUGCAUUUCUUUCAUGACACUAUUGUACAAUUAUAUUUCAUUCAUUUCAUUCAUUUCAUUCAUUUCAUUCAUUUCAUUCAUUUCAUUCAUUUCAUUGCAUUUGGUUAGUGAUAAGACUGAAUGUCAAUUGUCUAGCCUCCAUAAACGGACUGACUCGGCUCUAGCAGCGCUUAUCGUAAUGUGCUUAUAUUGCUGCCGUUGUACUUCAGUUGUGCGGUAGAUGUAGAGCAAACUAGUGUCAUUUAGUUCGUACAUACGGGCCCCUAAAUAUCCGACAGAGAAUCGCUGAAACUUUCCCUGGCGUUAUGGGAAGUUGGAGAAGUUAUAAUGGCGUGUUGUACAUGGGCAGUUUGUAUGUAGGUGUUUGUAUUUACCCAUCUUCUGCAUUUGUUUUUGUAUUUUGCUGAUGCGCUACUGUCAUUUGCCAUUUUCAAACCAUCGCUUUUGACUUGUGGGCAUUACAAGCUGCUUAUGAUAAAAGGGAUCGAGCAGUUAACUUAUUGGGUAAUAUUUAUAUUAGUGGCGAGAUGAGAAACCUAAGCACUUGUACCUAUGUAGGCAGAAAUGUUCAAGAGACGAUGCUUUUAUAAUGAACAUUUGCCGCAAGGAACUGAACACAAAUAGCCUGUGUAGACAAUUAUAGUGACAUAUUGCUACUGUGGCAAAGCUAAAAGAUUCGGCAUGUGCGGUUGUUGUAAAUGUGAUACAUGUAUUUAGAACAAUAUACAGCAAAUGC